Messenger RNA from Gasterosteus aculeatus aculeatus (three-spined stickleback), 2783 nucleotides. RefSeq names its product stromelysin-3. The record is from RefSeq and is a predicted model, not a curated record. Gene Ontology annotation, cellular component: extracellular matrix. Gene Ontology annotation, biological process: collagen catabolic process; proteolysis; extracellular matrix organization. Lineage: Eukaryota; Metazoa; Chordata; Actinopteri; Perciformes; Gasterosteidae. Gene Ontology annotation, molecular function: zinc ion binding; metalloendopeptidase activity.
GGAAAUCUAUAGUUAAGUCCAAAAUUAUAUGUUAAAGCAACAUUUGACGUAUUUAUUCAAUCGUUCGAUUUUUAAAACUUUAACGAAAAGGCAAGUGGCUAUUUCUUUAAACCUUUAUUUUGAAGGAACAAUUACAGCGGCAUUCUCUACAUUCAACUUGAUGCUCUAUACUUCGAUUGCUGUGCAGGGCAAAUGCAACAGCGCCCCCUGCCGACGCCCACUGAUCCCUAAGCUGCUCGAGGUGCAUGUAACUGUAAACUUCUGUUGGUUCUUUUAUUUUCCGUCAUCCGCCCGAAUAUGGAUUAUGGAAUACACAAGCGGUGAGAAGAAGGAUCGUUGGAGGUUCCCAGCAGGGGUCAUUUCUGUAGGCUCCACGUGCACACCAACCAAAACAAGCAGAUUUAUUACAGAUGAUCAAGUGCCAUUUGUGAUAAGAGUUCAUUUGCGACAGUCUUGUGAGUAAUAUAUACAAUGCGUGGGGCAGACGGGAGACAUACAUAUUAGUAAACAUGUCAACAACAUACUCACAAAGUUUAUGGAGAGAAAAAAUGAACAAUAUAAAAAUAAAUAAGUUAGCAAAGACAAUACCAGGAACAUAUAUACGAAAUAAACGUAUUCAUACUAAUUGAUAACCUAUAACUCACCGCGCUCCAUCCGUCCUCCUGCGCGCGGAGCGGAAGGGGUUAAAUCCGCGCGCAGAGCGCAGUGCCGUCGGGGGAGGACAAAGGCACCCCGUCCUGUCCCUCCGCUCGCACCGUUACUCCCGCACAUUGACCCCGCGAGAGAACAAGAUGCGGACUGCGCCCGUCGUGUUUUGCGGGAUCUUGCCUCUGCACCUUUUCCUCUGCGUGCAUUCUCUUCCGCUCAGCGGGAGGUCCGAGCAGCCACAGGUAUGGCCUCAAAGCAACAGGGGGACACAUGAACAGGACGUGCUAAACAAAGAGCACCAUCUGAGGUCUCCAUCGGAGUCCAAAAAUGGCACCAGGUUCUGGCGGCGUCCUCGCUGUGGAGUUCCAGACUACUCCACCUUCAUGCAGGUUAAGGUGUUGCACCGUGACCUGAAGAAGGGAGGCCUGAGUCGAAUGCAGCGCGGGAAGCGAUUUGCUCUGUUUGGACGCCGCUGGGAGAAGACGGACCUCACUUACAAGAUUGUCCGUUUCCCCUGGCAGAUGAGUGAGGGCAAAGUGCGGCACAUACUCCAGGAGGCAUUUGGAGUGUGGGGCGCAGUGACUCCUUUGACGUUUAAAGAGGUCAACACUGAGAGAGCUGACAUUAUUAUCGACUUCAACAGAUACUGGCACGGCGACAGCUUACCCUUUGACGGCCCUGGAGGAAUCCUCGCACACGCCUUUUUUCCCAGGACUCAAAGAGAGGGCGAAGUCCACUUUGACUAUGAUGAGAAUUGGACAGUGGGGAACAUUACAGGCACUGAUCUCGCACAAGUGGCCACUCAUGAGUUUGGCCAUGUCCUUGGCCUGCAGCACUCCCUGGAGCCUGAUGCUGUGAUGUGUCCUUUCUACAGUGACUCCUACCCUCUGCAGCUCAGCGAGGAUGACAAGAGGGGCAUCCAGUAUCUAUAUGGGCCCCCUCUGCGCGCACAGCCCGACGUCACUGAGACCAAUGAGAUUGACAUGUUCGACGCCUGCAGAACAAACUUUGAUGCCGUCUCCACGUUCAGGGGAGAGCUGUUCUUCUUUAAGUCCCGGUAUGUUUGGCGUAUCCGGGAUAGGCAGCUUCAAGCUGGCUAUCCCGCCUUGGCCUCACGUCACUGGAGAGGCAUUCCCGACCGAAUCGAUGCUGCGUACGAAGACACGAAUGGCAACAUCUGGUUCUUCCAAGGUGACAGCUACUGGGUGUUUGAUGCCGAGAAGAAGAUCACAGGACCAGAUUCAGUGCGGCAGCUCGGUCUUCCUGUCACAGAUAUCCAAGCGGCUUUGAAAUGGGAUGAGGACCGUGUUGAGAAAGUCUACAUCUUCAAAUCUGCUUCCUACUGGCCCUUCGAUUCCCAAGUGAAUCGAGUGGUGGAUGUUCAUCCGCGCAGCAUGCACCAGUGGGGAGGAGUGCCCGGCCAUAUCGAUGCAGCUUUUCGAGACAUAUAUGGUUACGCUAAUUUCCUGAGUGGACUGCAAUAUUGGAAAUUUGACCCCGUGGCGUUGAAGGUGCUAGAAGGCUACCCUCGCAGCAUUGGGAUGGAUUUCUUUGGCUGUUCUGCCGGUCGCUCUUAAUAGGUUCACGUGCAUGCAUAUGCUAAACGUGUGAUUUCUCAUCUUAAUUCCCCAUAACGAGCAUUCUAGCUAUUUUGUAAAAGAUAGUCAUUAAGACGACUCAAAAAGCAUAUAAAUACAUCUAAUUCUUGCCAAAGUCACUGCCAGCUGCACCACACUUGGGUAACACUUUACAACACGGGAUACAACAUUUUGAGUAGUUACAAAAUGAGGAAAGCAAAUGAGGAACACUAGAGAUACUAACUGCCAACAAAGCAUUAGUUCAUGAGAAACUAAUAAAAGAAGGCUUGACAAUUAAUGAGGCUUUAAUGAAAUUAACCCUAACCCUAUUAUUUUAUAGUUAUUUUAAUCAGGUUAAAUUCAGGUGGUAAAAAGAAGAAACCAGAGUAAACCAGCCCACUGUGAGGACAGCAGUCGGCACAGCCUCAGGAGACACAGCAACCAGUCAAAUCCAUCCAGGACAAAUGCCAGAGCCCCGACCCCGGUGCCCCAACCCUGGUGCCCCAACCCUGGUGCCCCAACCCCAGAGCCCCGACCCCGGUGCACCAACCCCGGUGC